This is a messenger RNA of Anopheles maculipalpis, 3196 nucleotides long. It is a transcript of the gene CenG1A, whose product is annotated as centaurin-gamma-1A. The record is from RefSeq and is a predicted model, not a curated record. NCBI's taxonomy places the organism in Eukaryota, Metazoa, Arthropoda, Insecta, Diptera, Culicidae. Gene Ontology annotation, cellular component: nucleus. The coding region runs from base 181 to 3189 and encodes 1002 amino acids. Gene Ontology annotation, molecular function: GTPase activity; GTP binding; GTPase activator activity. The transcript is spliced from 9 exons.
CCCCGGAGGUCCGAAGUGAAGUAGCUGGCAAACUGGCACAAGUGCAAAGUGUGUACCUGUGAAGAAUUUCCUUCUUCCGUAAAGUGUUUGUGUGUGUGUGUGUGUGCGUUAAGAGUGAAAGUUUCCGGUUUUUUCUUUUUCGGUGGAAGAUUGUUGGAUGCGGAAAAUCGCGCGUGAAAAAUGAAUAACAACAGUUCGCGUACGCAUCAGCCCUGGCUGUUCAACAACUCGCUGGCCAUCCGCCAGGAGAUACAGCGGUUCGAGAGCGUCCAUCCGUCAAUCUACGCCAUCUACCACCUGAUCGAUCUCAUUCCGGACGUGCAGGUCGCGCAGCAGAUCCGCGAUCAUGUCGUCUGCAUAGAAGAUUCGUUCGUCAACAGCCAGGAAUGGACCAUCUCACGAUCCGUGCCGGACAUCCGCCUCGGUAUCGUUGGCAGUCUCAGCUCUGGCAAAUCGGCCCUGGUGCACCGCUAUCUCACCGGCACGUACAUGCAGGAGGAAUCGCCCGAAGGUGGCCGGUUCAAGAAGGAAAUUCAGAUCGACAAUCAAAGCUACCUGCUGCUAAUACGGGACGAAGGUGGACCCCCAGAAAUUCAGUUCGCUGCAUGGGUUGAUGCGGUAAUCUUUGUAUUUAGCCUGGAUAAUGAGUCUAGCUUCAAUGCGAUCUACACCUACUACAACCGGAUAGCGCAUCAUCGCAACACGGCCGAAAUUCCGUUUAUUCUCGUUGGAACGCAAGAUGGCAUUUGCGAACGAGCACCACGAGUAAUUGACGAUGCACGGGCCCGAAAGUUGGCGCAAGAUUUGAAACGGUGUACCUAUUACGAAACCUGCGCCACCUAUGGAUUAAACGUGGAACGAGUGUUUCAAGACGCCUGUCAAAAGAUUGUCCAGCAGCGUCUUUCGACCGGAUCGACGAUAACGCCAACAAACUCACGGCCCACAACACCGCAAGGUACGCGGCUCGGUGUGGCCAGCUUUCACCCAUCAGUUCCUAGCCCCACGAAUGGGUUUUCCGGUGGUCCACAGCUAGGCAGCAACUCUUCGCCCAGCCAUCAGCAACAACAUCCCACGCAUCACCAAACCACUGCCGGCGGCACUAUGACAUUGCCCCACCGGCAUCACGUCCUCUCUGCCUCGAGCCAUCACAUUCCGAUCAAGAUCAGCCAGGAGCUGAUCGGUGCCGAGGCACAGCAUCAUCACCAUCACCACACCAAUGUGGCCGGUGCGAAUGGUGGCGGUGCGCAGAAAUGGGGCACGAUCUCUCAUGGCACCUCCCAGCAAGCACUGUUGGCGCUGACAAACGAAAAUAAUAAUAUUGCCAAGUUUGUCCCACCAUCACAUCCCGUCUCGAGCGGACCAACCGAUACGCUGCAACCGCUUGGACUGUCCGCAAUGUCGGCGAAGGACAGCAGCAGCAGUGGCGGUGGUAAGGAGGGAAAAGAUGGCAAGGAGCUACCGACGCCCACGUCAACACCGACCACAUCACGCAAGAGUCGCCGAAGAUCGAACCUGUUCAUCCCGUCGUCCUCAAAGAAGGAGCAACAGCAGCAGGAAAAAAUCAAGAACGGUGAGCUCGGAUCCGGCCGGGCCAUUCCGAUCAAGCAAGGCUAUCUGUACAAACGCAGCAGCAAAUCGCUCAACAAAGAGUGGAAGAAAAAGUACGUCACGCUGUGUGACGAUGGUCGGCUCACGUACCAUCCGUCCCUGCACGACUACAUGGAGGAUGUACACGGGAAGGAAGUAUCGCUGCAGUACGUCACGGUAAAAGUGCCGGGACAGAAGCCUCGGGGCACCAAGUCCAUCAUCACGAAUAGUGCUCUAACGGCAGCGGCUGCCGCUGCUGCCCAAGCGUCCACCAAUAAUGUUACGAAUGGGUCGAACGGUGGACAGACGGCUACGAGCAGCUCGAACGGUCUUACCGAAGGUAUUGGUGGACUCUCGCUCGCCAAAGAUCGGAAAUGCACCGAGAAGGUCCUGCUGACGGCAUUCGAUACGUUGCGUGAACCGGUUAAAUCCAACUCCCAAACUAGCGGCGAUGAAGGCAUCGUGAUCAGUAGCAGCAACUCGCAGGGUUUCCUGGGCUGUGAUAGUAGCAACACGGCAGGUGCCGGAGGAGGCAACAAGAUCGAUGCGCAAACGCCAAAUGUAAAGAAACGGCACCGACGCAUGAAGAGCAGUGGCGUGGGGAAGAACAGUGAAUAUGAUGAUUCCGACGGGUUCGAGUUCUACAUCGUAUCGCUGGACAACAAGCAAUGGCACUUUGAAGCCUCCAAUUCGGAGGAACGCGACGAAUGGGUUUCGGUGAUAGAGCAAGAAAUUUUCAAGAGUUUGCAAGGCAUCGAAUCGUCCAAGUCGAAACCACUGAACCCGAGUGAUAUUGCAUCGAUGCAAUCCAUUCGAAGCCGUGUCCCUGGCAACGGUUACUGUGUUGACUGUGAUUCACCAAAUCCUGAAUGGGCUAGCCUGAAUCUGGGCGUAUUGAUGUGUAUCGAAUGCUCCGGAGUGCACCGAAACUUGGGUUCACACAUCAGCAAGGUGCGAUCACUGGGAUUGGACGAAUGGCCUCCUGGACAUUUGAGCGUAAUGCUUGCGAUCGGCAACAGUUUAGCAAACUCCGUGUGGGAAGCAAAUACGCGUGGUCGCGUGAAACCAACGCCCGCCAGCUCCCGGGAGGAGAAGGAAGCGUGGAUAAGGAGCAAGUACGAAGGCAAGGACUUUUUGCCCCACUUUAAUCCUUCACCCCCGAUCGGUCAGCAGCUAUGUGAAGCGGUCGUCCGUUCGGACAUGAAGUCCAUCAUUAUCCUGCUGGCGAACGCAUCGAACGAGCAUAUCAACUCGACCGCUAGCAACCGUGAUCUCCGGACGCCAUUACUGUUGGCCUGUGCCAUCGGUAAUCUAGCCAUCUCGCAGCUACUAAUAUGGCAUCAUGCCAACCUGAAGCACGUGGAUAGCGAAGGCCGUUCGUGCCUAACCUUCGCCAAGGCGGCUAACUCGCUUGCCGCCGCAAAACAGGCCACCAACUCGCCUCAUCACGUCAACGUAGAAACGACGACGGCCCUGGUCGAGCUGCUGACCAGUCUCGGCUGUACGGAUCCGGCACCGUUCUCCGCCAGUGGUACGCUACCCCGCCGAAGGGAAACCAUCGAUCAGGCCACGUUCGAAAAGUUUUCCUCCAGUGUGAUCUGAAGUAAUG